CACAACCAGUUCACCAUCGACGAUCAGGGUCUCUUCAAGAUCACUCAAACAUUCCUCUCAGAAAUUUCUGAUGGUUUAUCCAGUUAUGGUCGUCCCAUGGCGAUGAUUCCGACCUUCGUCAAGGGUGUGCCAGAUGGCUCCGAAACGGGAACGUUCCUUGCCCUCGAUCUCGGUGGGACAAACCUUCGUGUUUGCGAGGUCACUCUGCUCGGAGACAAGACCUUCUCCCUCCGGCAACAAAAAUACAAAGUCUCUGAGGCCCUCAAGACUGGUGAGGUGACCACUCUUUUCGACUAUCUCGCCGACUCCGUGGACGCUUUCCUCACGGACACCCCCUCCCAAGGCGACGACUCUCACGUACCUCACGCCGAUGGGGACAGUUCAUAUGUUCCCCUGGCCCUCACCUUCUCCUUCCCUGUGGAACAAUCCGCCCUCGAUUCAGGCGUUCUCCUCACCUGGACCAAAGGUUUCUCUGCAAAGAACGCCGUUGGAAAGGACGUCGUAAAGCUUCUUCAAGACGCGUUUGACAGGAAACAUAUUCAUGUCAAGUGUGUAGCUCUCGUCAACGACACCGUUGGAGCUCUUCUUUCGCGAGCAUAUACGUCUGGCGGAUGCAUUCUCGGUGCUAUUUUUGGAACAGGAACUAAUGGGGCUUAUGUCGAAGAAGUCUCCAAGAUCACUAAAUUAAACCAGAACCCUACAGUCGCUGCAGGUGGUGAAAUGAUUGUGAACACUGAGUGGGGCGGUUUCAACAACUCUCGAUCUGCCUUGCCAACGACUCCAUACGACAACAAGCUGGACCGCGAAUCUAUUAACCCACGUUUCCAGGCUUUCGAGAAAUUCAUUUCGGGAAUGUAUCUAGGGGAAAUCGCCCGAAACGUGAUUCUUAGUUUGAUUGAUGCCGCUCCGAAACCGCUCCUCUUCGGAGGUCGGUCCUCGGCUCUACUGAAUAAGCAAUGGGGACUGGACACCGCAGUUCUCAGCGAGAUCGAAGAGGCAUGGGAAGGUCUUGGGCGAUUCUCCCCGCCAGCACAAGGUUCCCCGGAAGCUCAAAAGGAGGAAAAGUUGUGGCGGAUACAGGGUGUACUGGCCCACCGGCUAGAACUGCCCCUGCCCGACAUUUCCCUCGCAGAUGCGGACAUUGUCAGGCAAGUGUGCAACCUGAUAGCAUCGAGGGCUGCACGCAUGAGUGGAACGGCUGUAGCAGCUAUACUAGUCCAUACUGAGCGAGCACGACUAUGGGACAACGGGGAGCAAAGUUCUGCCGGGCUGAAGGACCAAGGCAAAAGGAUCGGUGUUGGGGUAGAUGGAAGCUUGGUCGAAUUCUAUCCUAAUUUCCAAACCAAGCUGCGAGCAUCGUUACGGGCGCUCGUUGGUCCCGAGGUGGAAAGCCGUGUCGACAUUGGGAUGGCCAAGGAUGGAAGCGGUGCGGGUGCCGCUCUCUGUGCGCUCGUUGCUCAGAAACAGAGUCAGGCCAACCACACAAACGGCGCAUAUGGAUACGACCCCGAAGAUAUCAAGGUUACGCCGCCCACGGAAGUCGCGUACAUUUCUUCCUUAUCGCGGUGAGAAGCCUGGGUGUACGAUUAGAAGACAUACAAUAGGAUGUGUGAUGCUGGGCAGUAUCCAUUUAUGUAUCGAAUCGGUUAAACUGUUGUUAUUUUGCUAGACGCUUGUUUGUUUUCGAGUCUGUAACAUUAGUAUAUGUUCAAGUUAUCAAAUGAUUUCCUGGUGUCA
This is a messenger RNA of Suillus subaureus, 1737 nucleotides long. Its product is annotated as hexokinase. Gene Ontology annotation, molecular function: ATP binding; mannokinase activity; glucokinase activity. NCBI's taxonomy places the organism in Eukaryota, Fungi, Basidiomycota, Agaricomycetes, Boletales, Suillaceae. Gene Ontology annotation, biological process: intracellular glucose homeostasis; glucose 6-phosphate metabolic process; glycolytic process. The coding region runs from base 97 to 1569 and encodes 490 amino acids. Gene Ontology annotation, cellular component: mitochondrion; cytosol. The record is from RefSeq and is a predicted model, not a curated record. The transcript is spliced from 9 exons.